Messenger RNA from Stegostoma tigrinum, 3624 nucleotides. RefSeq names its product calmodulin-like protein 4. Gene Ontology annotation, cellular component: myosin II complex. The record is from RefSeq and is a predicted model, not a curated record. The transcript is spliced from 5 exons. Bases 126 to 587 code for a protein of 153 amino acids. NCBI's taxonomy places the organism in Eukaryota, Metazoa, Chordata, Chondrichthyes, Orectolobiformes, Stegostomatidae. Gene Ontology annotation, molecular function: calcium ion binding.
GGAUUGGUGGACUUUAGCCUAUAAUCAGAUAGAUGGAGUUUAGGGCAAGCUGUACUGGAUUGCAACUAGAGAGACAAACACAUCAUUAAAGGGAGAAGGAAAACAGGGAGGAAGCAAAAGAAAAAAUGGCUAAAUUUUUCACUCAAGAUGAAAUCCAUGAAUUCAAAGAGUGCUUCUCGCUGUAUGACAAGAAACGCAAAGGCAGGAUAUCUGCUGGAGACCUGAUCACAGUUAUGCGGUGCCUGGGUACCAGCCCGACCCCAGGAGAGGUAGACAGACACCUGCUGCAUCAUAAAAUAGAAAGAAAUGGUGAACUGGAUUUCUCAACAUUCCUUGCCAUCAUCCACCAGCAGAGGCAGCAAGAGGAUCCACGAAAGGACAUUCUGGAAGCUAUGUUGAUGACAGAUAAACAAAAACGAGGCUUCAUUACAGCCACUGAGCUGAGGACCAAGCUGACCCAACUUGGCGAGAAACUGACCAACCAGGAAGUUGAUGACCUCCUGCAAGAAGCAAAUAUCCCCCCAAAUGGGAUUGUGAAAUACGAGGACUUCAUCCACAGCAUCACUCUCCCACUCACAAAUUACUGAAUGUCCACCAAAUGAUACACUGAGGAAUCAGGAUUCCUCUGUUCAAUCUCUCCAGGUUAAAAUUAUUUACUAACUGAUCGAUUCCACUGCUAUGUAACCGAAGACCAUUUGUAAGCACAAUUACCAAGAUAAAUACAAGUAGCCCUCUUUAAAUAAAAUAGGUGUCAUGGUGGCUCAGUGGCUAGCACUGCUGCCUCACAGCAUCAGGGACCUUGGAUCAAUUCCACCCUUGGGUGACUGUCUGUGUGGAGUUUGCACAUUCUGCCCAUGUCUGUGUGCAUCUGCUCUGGUUUCCCCCCACAGUCCAAAGAUGUUGAAGUUAGGUGGAUUGGCCAGGCUAGAUUGCCCAUAAUGCCUAUGGGUGUGUAAAUUAGGUGGAUCAGACAUGGGAAAUAAAGUGUUUUGAGGGAUGGAUCUGGGUAGGAUGGACUUCAGAAGGGUGGUGUGGACUUGAUGGGCUGAAUGGCCUGUUCUCACACACUAGGGAUUCUGAGUUGAAAGAGUUCAUUUUGUCUCUCCAAGAAGUACAACACUUUCUUCUUGUUCACAGUGUCCAACUCUGUCUUAAACAGCUCAAAGGCUGUCCGUCUCUGCUACUCUGCCCAGAUUCUAGAGUCAUAGGGAUAUCCAGCACAGAAACAGACCCUUCGGUCCAACUCCUCUGUGCGAACCAGAUAUCCUAAACAAAUCUAAUCCCAUUUCCCAGCAUUUGGCCCAUAUCCCUCCAAACCCUUCCUAUUCAUACACCCAUCCAAAUUACUUUUAAAUGUAAUUGUACCAGCCUCCACCACUUCCUUUGGCAGCUCACUCCAUACAGACACCACCCUCUGUAUAUAAACUUUGCCCCUUAGAUCCCUUUUGAAUCUUUCCCCUCUCACCUUAAACCUAUGCCCCUCUAGUUUUGGACUUCCCUACCCUGGGGAAAAGACCUUGUCUGUUUAUCUUAUCCGUGCCCCUCAUGAUUUUAUGAACUUCUCUUAGAUCAACCCUCAGCCUCCAACACUCCAGGGAAAAUAGCCCCAAGCUAUUCAGCUUGUCAGCCUCUCCCUACAGAUCAAACCCUGGCAACAUACUUGUAAAUCUUUUCUGGAUAACAAAGUGUGGAGCUGGAUGAACACAGCAGGCCAAGCAGCAUUUCAGGAGCGCAAAAGCUGAUGUUUCAGGGCUAGACCCUUCAUCAGAGAUCUUUUCUGAUUUGUUUCAUGCUUAGCAAUAUCUUUCCUCAUAGAAUCCCUAUAGUGUGGAAACAGGCCAAUCGGCCCAACCUUCUACCCACCCCUCUGAAGAUCAUCUCACUCAGACCCACUCCCCCUACCUUUCCACUGUAAUCCUGCAGUUCUCAUGCCUAAUCUGUCUAACCCACACCCCCCUGGACGCUACAGGCAAUUUAGCGCAGCUAAUCCACCUAACCUGCACAUCUUCAGACUGUGGGAGAAAACCAGAGUACUUGGAGGAAACCCAUGCAGACACAGGAAGAACAUGCAAACCCCACACAGAUAGUUGCCUGAGGGUGGAAUGGAGCCUGGGUCCCUGGCACAGUGCAGCAGCAGUGCUAAUCACUGAGCCACCACACCACUCCUAUAGCAGAGAGACCAGAACUGAACACAGUAUUUAAGAGUCAACUACUUUGAUGUGGGUCUGGAGUCACAUAUAGCUAGGCUACAUAUGACAAUCCAGUAACUAUAUGCUCACCACAACCAACUUCCUAACAACAAUCCUAGCUUUGUCUUUCUGGUUGCUAUCUGUACAAGCCUUGUUCUCCUGACAUAGUUAUGAUACUAUUUCAUUAAUAUCUUAGCUGCUCCUACAGAGUUGCCUCUCAUUUGCCUCCCAUCAAGGUACAGAUUCUUGCUGUUUGCAGCUAUAAAGACAAUCUGUAAUUAUAUAGCCAUUUUAACACAGGAACCACUCCCUUGAUACUUCAUAGAAAAAUUAUCACCCAAAUGGGACAGCAAGCUACCAAAGGAGAUGUCAUUACAGGUGAGAGGUAGGUUUUAUGGUGUUUCUCAAAGGAAGUAAAGGAGGAGGGAGGAUUAGAGAUUAGGAAGAGAGUUCCACAGCUUUGUACCUUGGCAGCUGAAGACAUAACCGCUACAUACAGCACUCCAACAGGCCUUCAGAUCAACUAAUCCACUCUGACGCAUCUUUAGCUGAUCAGGGGGAGGCAAUGACUGAGUAGUGUUAUGGCUGGACUGUUAAUCCAGAGACCCAGAUAACAACCUGGGGACCUGGUUUCAAAUCCCACCAUGACAGAUGGUGGAAUUUGAACUCAAUAAAUAUCUGGAAUUAAGAAAAUAAUGCUGACAGUGAAUCCAUUGACGAUUCUCAGGAAAAACCUAUCUAGUUCAUUAAUAUCCCUUAGGGAAGGAAACUGCUAUUCUUAACAAGGCUGGCCUCCAUGUGACUCCAGACCCACAGCAAUGUGGUUGACUUGUUACUGCCCUCUGGGCAAUUAGGGAUGGGCAAUAAAUGCUGCCUGGCCAGCAAUGCCCUCAUCCAGUGAAUGAAUAAAAGGAUCCAUGACUUGCUCCCCCCCUACUUCAUGUCAUCCUUAUGGGAGACUUGUUUAUAAAUACUGUCUCCACACUGACCAGACUGGCGAGUGUCAGCAUUCCUGAAGAAAUCACUCAGCCUGUCAACUCGAAGCAAUGACAGGGAUCUUCUUGGUCUGAGCUCACUGCAAAUUUCCAGGGCUUGAGGUUUCACGAUGAGCUGCUGGGAUUGUCCCCCAGCAGGAGACAAAUUUAUUCUGAAAAGGGACUCUGGAAGUUCAUAAUGUAAAGGUAGAGCUUAUGCCAGAGACACAGAGGUGGUGGGAGGUCCCAUGGAUGAACACACAGAAUGUCCCCCCAUCCUUGGGUAAUGGGUUGCUUCAGUGAUGGAGAACUUUCAAAGGCAGUCUGCACAAGUGUGAAAGUCAUGACUCUCGUCAAUGUUCAAAACAUUAUACAUAAAUUAACUCAUUUCAUUUUGUGUGUCAUUGUAACCUGAAAUAUUUUGAAAACUUUUGCAAAUAAAGAUGAUUUGGUCAACUGUA